Andrographis paniculata is the source of this 2764-nucleotide messenger RNA. Its product is annotated as nuclear intron maturase 2, mitochondrial. Bases 189 to 2408 code for a protein of 739 amino acids. NCBI's taxonomy places the organism in Eukaryota, Viridiplantae, Streptophyta, Magnoliopsida, Lamiales, Acanthaceae. The record is from RefSeq and is a predicted model, not a curated record. The transcript is spliced from 2 exons. Gene Ontology annotation, biological process: mRNA processing.
GCAGUCGCUUCAAAAAUUGCGACUGUUGGGAGUUUCUUUUCUUCUCAUGGCCUCUGCUCAGCAAUCGAACUAAAACCCUCAAAACCCUAAAAACGAGCGGAAUAGAAAACCCCACUUGCAUGUGUUAUGUGAACUUUUUCAAUUCCGGAAGCUGCUCCACUGUUCAGGCAAUUCUUGGCAACAAUUAGAUGCAUCGAAUUGCAGCGGUGUUGAGAAACAGAGCAUUCCAAAGCAGAGGAACGAAUUUAUUGCGCGAUACAAGUAUAUUGAUACCCUCUCGAUUGAGUAAUGGCGUUUGCUCCAGCAAUAGGAACGGGAUUUGGUCGGUCAGGGCGAUGUUGUACAGCUCAUAUACGUUUACUAGGCGAGUUCCUGAUCCGAAUGACCCGGCCACCCUGAUUAAGGAGGAUGGUGUUGCUGUGUGUUCCCAAAUGUGGAUAGAGAAUUUUCGAGAACCUGAUAAGACUGUUACUAAUUUGACAGAUUUUUUAAGGAGAUUUGAGUUGUGGGUGAUGGCUUAUCAGAAGGUAUCUGCUGAUGAAACGGGAGCUUAUAUGCCCCGAAGCUCGAUCACACGUGCUGCGCUUGAGGACUUGUUGGCGUUGCGGAAUGCAGUUCUCGAUGGAAACUUUAAAUGGGGAGCUAGAUUGGAGUUCUUCAUUAAGUCUCCAAAGGACAAGACUGAAUAUGAGUCUUUGUCGAAGAGGAAGAUUAGGGCGAUCAUGACCACUAAACAGCCCCCAGCAUUCCAGGAUAGAGUUGUUCAGGAGGUGCUGUUGAUGAUUUUAGAGCCGGUUUAUGAGGCUAGGUUCUCACAGAAGUCAUAUGCAUUUAGGCCUGGGAGAACUGCCCAUACUGUAUUGAGGGUAAUAAGGAGGAAUUUUGCUGGGUAUUUGUGGUAUUUAAAGGGUGAUUUGAGUUCGGUAUUGGAAGGGAUGAAAGUUGGGAUGGUGAUCAGUGCUCUCAUGAGAGAUGUUAGGGAUAAGAAAGUGAUUGAUUUGAUAAAGGCUGCAUUAACAACACCAGUUAUUACGGGUAAGCCUGAAGAUGGAGAAAAGAAGAAGAAAAAGAAAAGGAAGUAUCAGAAGAAGAGAGUUCUUGCUGAAGACGAGCCGAAGCCCGAUCCAUAUUGGUUGGAGUCCUUUUUUGGAUUUGCUCCAGAGGAGGCUGCGGCACUUCCUUCAUGGGGUCAUUGUGGUAUUCUUAGUCCUCUUUUGGCCAAUGUAUGCCUUGACGAAUUGGACCACUGGAUGGAAGAUAAAAUAAAGGAAUUUUACAAGCCAUCUACAAAUGAUGUCAUAUGGAAUAAUCCAGAUGGGGAGGCAGAACAGGGAAAUACAUCUUGGCCGGAAUUCGUCCCAACAAGUGGUCCAGAUAAGACUCGGAAGAUUGACUACAUUCGUUAUGGAGGUCAUAUCUUGAUCGGAGUUAGAGGACCGAGGGCAGAUGCAGCAACCUUAAGGAAGCAAUUGAUUGAAUUUUGUGACCAAAAGUAUAUGCUUAAACUUGACAAUGAAAGCCUCCCAAUUGAGCAUAUAACUAAGGGCAUUAUGUUUCUUGAUCAUGUAUUGUGCCGAAGAGUUGUGUAUCCCACUCUGCGAUAUACUGCCACCGGUGGGAAAAUCAUUAGUGAGAAAGGUGUUGGGACACUAUUGUCAGUCACUGCUAGCUUGAAACAGUGCAUCAAACAGUUUAGGAAGUUGAACUUUCUGAAGGGAGAUAGGGAUCCCGAUCCACAGCCUUGUUUCAGGAUGUUUCAUGCUACACAAGCUCACACAAAUGCACAAAUGAAUAAGUUCUUGUCAACAAUGGUUGAGUGGUAUCGAUAUGCUGAUAACAGGAAGAAAAUAGUUAACUUUUGUUCAUAUAUCAUUAGAGGCUCUCUUGCCAAACUUUAUGCAGCCAAGUACAAGCUGAGAUCAAGAGCAAAAGUAUACAAGAUUGGUGCUCGGAAUUUGAGUCGUCCUCUGAAGGAAAAGAAGGGACAGUCACCAGAGUAUCACAACUUGUUGAGAAUGGGUCUAGUGGAAUCAAUUGAUGGACUACAAUAUACCCGGAUGUCCCUCGUACCUGAAACUGAUUAUUCCCCUAUUCCAGCAGGCUGGAGGCCAGAUCAUGAGAAAGCCUUGCUUGAAUUCAUAAUGCUCGAGGACUCAAAAACUCUUGAGGAACAGCUUAAUUCUCUUAAAGAGCAAGGUCUGAUUUCGCCUCAGGAUUAUAUAUCUAUGCUAGUAUGGAAUUACAAAAGGAAUGCCAUUUCAGUAGAUCAAUUUUUAUCUACAUCAAGCAGUGAGAGCAGCUUGAGGAGAGGAUCUAGCUUGUUAUUGAGCUCAAAUGAGGAAAACAGUGAUAAUAAGAUUAUGAGUGAUGAAGAUAAGGGCGAAAGCUAUCAUGCAGCACAAAUGUAAGAUGUAUUGUUCUUAUGUUUUCUAGGGUGAGAGUUCUACACUGUUCCUUGUAUAUGCAGAAAUUGUUGUAAUAGAAUCUAAAAAUUUGAGGCAGCUCAAGAGUUCCUGUUAUGUGCUAAAGUCUGCAGAGCAGUGGUAUAGCCCAGUAGCCAGACCAUUCAAGAUAAUAUUGUAUUAAAAUUGGUGGAUUUGAGGAUAUUUUGUUCACGAAAAGAGUGUGAUCCAAUACCUUUAAACAUCUGGUUUUUUUUUGGUUGAGGCAAUUUGAAUCAUUAUACCCCUUUAUUACUGAACAUGUGUUACAAGAUUGAUUAUCAUCCUGUUGCACAGUCUGCCAAAGAGAUGAUACAAUUUGA